AUUAGUCCAUUCGCCUCUUGAUUGGUCUUUGCGCGUAAAAUCUAUAAUCGGGCGUCGCGAUGUCCGUGAAAUACGCGCGUACACGUAACCACUCGAGCAGUAACCACUGAUUAUACCGUUGGGGUAAGGUUUCCACGUUGGGUCGAACGUCAAAACAGAGAAGGAGAAAGAUGCGCGAAUGAGAAAACAGCUGUUGCACGAUCCUCCGUGUACGAUACACAAAAAUAUCGGAUCUCCUAUGUCGAGGAUGUAGUAAAACGAACAACGCGCCGAAUUAAUUAUUUUUGUCGUGAUGCCGCCGAGUCGUUUGGACGCCGUUUACCGGAGUGUAUUGCUCACCAAGUUCUUCACGAAGGGCUGGGGCAACCCACAAAAUCUAAAAAGAAUUUUUGAAUUCAGGAAAGUCAUUGCGAAUCGAGAAGCAUGCUACAAUAUGAUACCACUCGACUAUCCAAUAGAGAUAACAAAAGAUGAAGUAUGGUCGGAUUGUCAUAUAAUCGAAGGUCACUUUGAAUCACCUUUUGAAAAACAUCUCCCAGGGAUAAUGCCAGAUAAGACUAAAUUGGCUUAUUUUCAAGUGAUUUUACCAACCAAAUGGAGGUCUCAUAAAAUAAAGCCAAUUUGUUUACAUUUGGCAGGAACAGGAGAUCAUUUUUUUUGGCGACGUAGAAAUCUUAUCGCAAAACCACUACUCAAGGAAUCUGGGAUAGGAUCGAUAUUGUUGGAAAAUCCAUUUUAUGGUCUGAGAAAGCCACAUAAUCAAAUACGUUCCAGUUUGCAUAAUGUAUGUGAUAUUUUUAUUAUGGGAGGCUGCCUGAUAAUGGAAUCAAUUGUUUUGUUAAAUUGGUGCGAACAGCAAGGAUUAGGUCCAUUAGGUCUCACUGGAUUGUCAAUGGGUGGUCAUAUGGCUUCUUUAGCAGCUACCAAUUGGCCGAAACCGAUAUCGUUGGUACCUUGCUUAUCGUGGUCUACUGCUUCACCAGUAUUUACAGAGGGUGUAAUGAGUGCAUCGAUAAAUUGGGCACUUUUGGAAACACAAUAUUUUUCGGAUGAGAUUUACCAGAAUGAUCUCGCAAAAAUGGUGAAAAUUAUUGAUCAAGAUGAUGCUUUUUUGGCUGGUCAACAUUUUGCAAAACAUUAUCCUGCAAGCAUGAAGAGAGUCGAUAAAUUAAGUAAAGAAUCUAAUGAAAGCUAUAAAGACAAUAAAACUGCAAAUGAUACAAAAAAUGGUACAAAUUCUAUUAAUAAUAAUAACGGCAAUAAUAUUUCUGCUAAAUGUGAAUCCAAAAAUGAGAGCAAUCAAUUGCAGCAUCAAAUUGCGGAAGAAAAUGCAGCUGCCAAAAUAUUUCCAUUAAAUUUGAUUUCCAACAAAUUUAAACCAAAGGAUCCCAAUGCCCUCAAAGGAGUUUGCUUAUUGCCAGUGUCGAAGCAUCCACUGUUUUCAGACAACAAGUGGCGCGAACACGAAGCGUUGCAAUUUAUGCGCGGUAUAAUGGACGAAUGUACACAUUUGAAAAACUUUGAAACACCUGUCGACACCGAAUUGAUUAUUGCUGUUUGCGCCCGAGACGAUGCUUAUGUCCCACGAGAUCAUUGCAUGAGCCUCGAAAAGAUAUGGCCAAGAGCUGAGAUUCGUUACAUCGAUGCUGGCCACGUUAGUGCUUAUCUUCUUCAUCAGAAAGUCUUUAGAUCUACGAUAGCUGAAUCUAUCCAACGAUCUUUGAAGAAGUAUCCCAUCGAGACAAGUUGACUUUGCAACAUUAAUCGAUGCACAUUGUUUAGAGAAUCGUAUUUUAUAAAUUUAACUAAGAAUAUUUUUUCUAACUGUUGUGAUUGAAUUUGUCCACUUUUAAGGACUGCCAUAUGCACAUAUGUAAACUAUUUUUGGAUAGGUGCAGAUAGCACACUCUGCAACUAAAAGUACAAUUAUUUCAGUCAAUUUAAUCGAGUGUAGUAUAAUUGAUGUCCUUGUCAUUAGAUUACACUGAAAAAGAUAUUUGCCAAUAAAAUGUUCCUAUAUGAGAAAUAAUACUUGUGGCAUAUAUUUUUUAUGCAACUAAUUGUAUGUUUAUAUAGUUUUGUACCCAAUCGUAAUGAAAUACAUUGUUUUGAUGUUUUCAAAUCA
Molecule: messenger RNA, 2125 nt
Organism: Nylanderia fulva
Lineage: Eukaryota; Metazoa; Arthropoda; Insecta; Hymenoptera; Formicidae
Product: cardiolipin-specific deacylase, mitochondrial
Source: RefSeq, a predicted model, not a curated record